Molecule: messenger RNA, 1746 nt
Organism: Sorex fumeus (smoky shrew)
Lineage: Eukaryota; Metazoa; Chordata; Mammalia; Eulipotyphla; Soricidae
Gene: MID1IP1
Product: MID1 interacting protein 1
Exons: 1
Coding region: 266-820 (184 amino acids)
Biological process (GO): regulation of lipid biosynthetic process
Cellular component (GO): cytosol
Source: RefSeq, a predicted model, not a curated record
CAGGCCCAGGGCUCGACCCCCGGACCACGCGCCCUGAUCGUGAGCUUCCGGACCGCCCGAGGCAGGAGAAGCCGCGCAUCCUGCAGGGCCGGACUGCGAGCGAGCCGACUGGGCGGAGGAGCAGCCGGGAAGUCGCCGCACCGGCAGGAGCCUAGGCCCCGGGCGCCGGCCUCACUCUGCUCGUGAAGGCGGGCACCCGUUCGCGUCGGCCGGCCCUCCCUGUUGCCCCCGCGUCCCUGUGCUUCGGCGCUCGCGCGCGGCCACCAUGAUGCAAAUCUGCGACACCUACAACCAGAAGCACUCGCUCUUCAACGCCAUGAACCGCUUCAUCGGCGCCGUCAACAACAUGGACCAGACGGUGAUGGUGCCCAGCCUGCUGCGCGACGUGCCCCUGGCCGAGCCCGGGCUGGACAACGAGGUCGGCGUGGAGGUAGGCGGCAGUGCCGGCUGCCUGGAGGAGCGCGCGCCCUCGGCCCCCGGCCCGGGCAGUGCCAAUGGCAGUUUUUUCGCGCCCUCCCGGGACAUGUAUAGCCACUACAUGCUGCUCAAGUCCAUCCGCAACGACAUCGAGUGGGGGGUGCUGCACCAGCCGCCGCCGCCACCAGCGGGGAGCGAGGAAGGGAGCGCCUGGAAGUCCAAGGACAUCCUGGUGGACCUAGGCCACCUGGAGGGCGCGGACGCCGGCGAGGAGGACCUGGAACAGCAAUUCCACUACCACCUGCGCGGGCUGCACACUGUGCUCUCCAAACUCACACGCAAAGCUAACAUCCUCACUAACAGAUACAAGCAGGAGAUCGGCUUUGGCAACUGGGGUCACUGAGGGGGGGGAACGCCGUCGGCUGUCCUGCACUCUCCCCAGCCCCUUCUCCCACCCUCUCUUUUCUCAAAGCUAUUUUCUUUCUGACUGCAGGGCGCGCUGGACGGACUGCAAAGUUGGGGAGCCGCGAACGUGCAGGGGAAGCAGAGAGGCUGCAUGGAGGAGGGGGACUCUUUGGGGAGAGGAAAGUGAUGGCAGGAGAAAAGGGGCUCAAGGACCUCCCAAUGAGGGAGGGAGAGGCCUACGUUCUGCAUUGGUAGGGAUGGGACUGGGCUGAAGCCCUGCCUUCAGCCUGUGCCUUUCCUGGAGUUUCUUUUCUGGCUUUCCGGAGAAGGGGCCCUUGCCAGGGCGCGGCGCCGGUUUGCCUCAUUUCAGCGCCGCCCAGAGCUGGGCGCAGAGGAAGGCGGGGCGCAAAGCCUCCUGCCGCCCUGCCAAUGGGCUGGUGGAGGCCGCAGCGUUGCUAGGAUUGCAUCAGUUUUCCUGUUUGCACUAUUUCUUUUUGUAACAGUGGCCCUGUCUUAAAUAUGUUGAAUCUCCUCCUUGCUCUGAAACUUAGGCAAUUCCAUUGUGAUAAGCGCACAAACUGCACUGUCUGUCGGUAACCGGUACUACUUUAUUGAUGAUUUUCUGUUACACUGUAUAGUUGUCCUGUGGCACCCUGACCCAACCCUUUUAUGCCACCAUGCCCUCACCCAGUGAGCGUAAAGUGGCACUGUGCGAAGCUUGCCACUUAGCCAGUGAAAAUAAUAGCAUUAUUAUGAGAAAGUGGACUUACCCAAAUGGAGCCAGCUGACAUUCUUUUCGUGUUGUACUAGAAUGAUGAAGGGUUCCGCUAUUGUUAUGUCUUAACUUUAUUUAAAAACUUUUUUUAAUCCAGAUGUAGACUAUAUUCUAAAAAAUAAAAAAGCAAAUGUGUUAACGAAACUCCA